AUGAGUCUCCUCCGCACCUCCUGCGCCCUGACCACGCGCCGUGCCCUCUACCGCGUCUUCGUCUCCCCAUCCAUCACCACCACCACCACCACCACUACCGCCGUCGCCGUAGGCUCCUCCCUCUCGACGCCGCAGCAGCUCCUCCGCGGCACCAACGAACACCGCCGCCUCCUCGCCACAAUGGUUCCCAACCGCCGCGGGCCCGGCCCCGUGCGCGUCGACGACGACGCCGACAAGGACCGGGGCUUCGACCGCCGCUUCACCACGCAAAAGGACAUUGACCGCCUAGGCCGCGACCGGCUCCCACGCGACCACGAAAUCACGGACCCGUACGUUGACGUCAUCGGCGCUUCAUCCUCCUACUCUUCAUCAUCAUCCCCGUCGGGGGACGACGCGCCGGAAUCCACGCAACAGCGGCAGUCCACGCGCUUCGUCCUCGAGCGCCUCCGCCCCGGCGAGUCCCUGCGCAUGGUCCAGCCCUACCUCCCCGCCGACCCGGACGCCGACCGCCCCUACCCGCGCCUCGCCCUCUGCCGGGUCGUCGACACGCGCAACGAGUACGCCCGCCAGCGGCAGCUCAAGGAGAGGAAGAAGCAGGCCGCCGCCGCCGCCGCCACCGCCGGGAGGGCGGGCGCGGGCAAGACCAAGGAGCUGGAGCUCACGUGGGGGAUUGGCGCGCACGACCUCGGCAUCAAGAUGCGCCAGAUGAGCGACUUUUUCGCCAAGGGCAUGAGGGUGAAGCUCAUGAUUGCGCGCAAGAAGAGGGGCAAGGAGGCUACCGACGAAGAGGCCGACGACGUGGUCCGUCGCGUGCGCGAGGCGGCGGCCGCGCAGGGCGCCCGUGAGGACCGCCCUGCCGAGGGGCAGCACAAGCGCACGCUGCACAUGUUUUUCGAGCCCAAGUCCGGCAAGUGA
Messenger RNA from Purpureocillium takamizusanense, 915 nucleotides. RefSeq lists its product as uncharacterized. Gene Ontology annotation, biological process: ribosome disassembly; mitochondrial translational initiation. Bases 1 to 915 code for a protein of 304 amino acids. The record is from RefSeq and is a predicted model, not a curated record. Gene Ontology annotation, cellular component: mitochondrion. Lineage: Eukaryota; Fungi; Ascomycota; Sordariomycetes; Hypocreales; Ophiocordycipitaceae. Gene Ontology annotation, molecular function: ribosome binding; translation initiation factor activity. The transcript has a single exon.